AUGAGCGGUGAUUUUGUGAUAGCCUAUGGUUCGCACACCGGACAAGCUGAAACUAUUGCAAAAGGCAUCAAGGAGAAGGCCGAAUUGAUUGGAUUAAAGCCUAGGCUGUAUUUUUUGGAUCAAAAUGAGAAGGAGGUGAGAUUUUUUGAGGCAAUUCUCCCAAAAAUCACUCAAAAUAUUUCUAGUUCAAUCUGGAGACGGAAAAAUUCGCUGCAAUCAUUGUGUCGUCAACCGGCGACGGCGAUGCACCGGACAACGCGUCGCGUUUUGUCAGGCGAAUAAAUCGCAAAACUUUGCCCAACGAUUUUCUGGCCACAUUGAAUUAUGCUAUUCUUGGUUAGUAGUGUUUAGCACUUGGUCGAAUAGAAAAUGAGCAAGCAUUUUGCAGGGCUCGGCGAUUCGAAUUAUUCGAGCUAUCAAGCGAUUCCGCAGAAAAUCGACAGACAAUUGAAGGCGCUGGGAGCUACACGGUGUUUUGAGAGAGGAGAGGCCGACGAUCAAGUUGGGUUCGGAAAUUUAUUGAUUUUCUGGGGAGAGGAUAUAUUUUUUUUUUAUUUUUCAGAUUAGAAUUGGCUGUGGAACCAUGGAUUGAAAAACUAUUUGGAGAAUUGGCAAGGAGGUUCGAGAUUUCCGAAGAAAAUGUGAGGAUUAUCAAUAGAGCGCACUUGCAAACUGAAAAAAACAACUGCGCUCUAAUGAUAUCUUAUUUGAAAAUUCAAAUUUUCCUCCUAAAAAUUGACAGAACAGCAACUACGCUCCAUUGAGAAUCUCUUUGUUAUUAGUAGAGCGCACUUGACUGAUUUUUCUGUUUGCUCUAUUAUCGAAAAACUCAUCGGUACCACGCGCUCCACCGAAAUAAACACGCAACGCAGACCGCGCCGCGCCACAACACACACAAAAACGGAAGGGAAUUUGAAUAGUUCCCUUAUUUGUGUGUGUGUUGUGGCGCGGCGUGGUCUGCGUUGCGUGUUUAUUUCGGUGGAGCGCGUGGUACCAAUGAGAUUUUCGAUAAUACUAUACACAUUUUUUUCGCUAAUUGUUCGUAAAAAAUUUUAUGACCCCCCGCGCAACCGAAAAAAAACCCCAUCACAUUAUUUUCCUUUUAACCAAAAAAACUUCCUUUAAAAAAAACCCAUGAAGAAAAGUGCAAAACUAUUUCGCAAUUUUUUUUUUGAAGAAAAUGUUUUUUUUUUUUAGGGAUUUUCGAAUUGUUUCGCCUAAAAAUAUAAGUUUUCAGCUCUCAAAAUUGCAAAAUUCCCAACAAGUCAAGCUGAAUCCAAUCAAAACGGAGCUCGAAAAAUUGUCGAUUCUCGAAGCGAUGCCCCAGAAAUCGCAGGUUUUGGGGCCGAAAAUUCUGGAAGCUGAGGAUUAUGAAUAUCCAGAAGAAUCGAUAAGGAGAGGUGGAUUGAAGUUGAGAGAAGAUCAGAAUUUGAGAGUUCCGAUUGCACCGCAGAAUUUUGUGAUUUCUUCGGUGAAUCAUGAAAAAAUUGAAAAAGAAGAAUUGAAAGAUUCAAAGUGGCAGAAUUUGUGUAAAAUGCCAGGAGUUGGUGAGUUUUGGAAAAUUUCUGGGCAGUUUUUCACGCUGAGAAAGAUCCUGUAGAACCCAAAAAUAAGCUAAACGUUGAGAAUUUUUGAAAUUUCGUGGUUUUGAGAGGCCGUAGCUCAUGUUAGAAAUUAUUUUUAUGAAAAACUGAUUGCAUCACGGUGUUCAGAAGGGUUGAUUUACCAAACUCGAAAGUUUUGCAAAAAUUUUCUGAGCCACAUUGGAAAAUCUACUCUACUAUAUACUAAUUGGGAAAAUUUUUUUGGCAAGAGUCUGUCCGCGGUUCGUUCUCAAAACUGUGCGCAUAAAAAUUGAUGAUCAAAAAAAGAAAAAGUUUCUAAAUGGUGGCACAAUGAUGCGCGUUUCAAAAAUUCUCCCUCUAAAUGUAUGUGAGUGCGCGGAGAGUGAAAAGUUUGAAAAUCUCAAUGUAUUUUUCGAUUUUAAAAUGUGUCGCUCGACUUUUCUCAAUUUCCAGAAGACCAUUUUUGAUGAGACCUUCACUAUUCUAUCCUAAAUUCUUUCCCAUCGAUGCGCUAAUAUUCAAUUUUUCAAAAAAUGCGCGAGUUUUCACGUGAAAAAUCAAAACUUUUUUCAUGUAAAAAAGAAUGAUCACGUUUUUAUUCGAAAAAAAUAUUAGGACACGUUUCUUAUCUGAUCGUUCUAUUCUCUGAAAAAGUCAACAGUUUUUGGGCAUUUCUCAAUGUUUCUCUUUCCCUAACCGGAAAAUUAAUCAGAAAAAGUAAGCCAAACUACUGUAGAUGGCGUUAGCCAGCGAAGCCCUUCUAGUUUUUUUCUGAAAAAGUAUGGAAAAAAUUGUGGGUCGAUUUACCAAAAUCACAAAUUUUGGUUAGUAAAUCCAUAAUUUUUCAGAAAAAUUUUGAAAAUUUUGUCUAAACUUUCGAGUUUUCUGAAUCAACCCUCCUGAAACAACGUGAUGCAUUCAGUUUUUCAUAAAAAAUCAUCUCUAACAUGAGUUAUGGGCUCUCAAAACCACGAAAUUUCAAAAAUUAUUCACUUUUGGCUGAUUUUUGGGUUCUACAGGAUCUUGCUCAUCGUGAAAAUUUCACAGAAACAUCUAUGUCUCACACACUUCCCUCUUCAGGAUUCAGAAAUCCUGUAGAUCCGAAAUGUUUUCCAGUCACCCCUCCAUAUGCCGCCACAAUCGUCGGAACAACUCUCCUCACUUCCUUCUCCGCCGCCAAACCAAAACGUGAAAUAAUCCUGGACCUCGCCGAAAAUUCCCAAUUCCUCCGUUAUGAACCUGGCGACGCUAUGUAUAUAAUUGUACCCAAUCCCGAACAAGAAGUCAAUUUCAUUCUAAAACGCUGUGCAGUUCUCGACAUUGCUGAUCAGAAAUGUGAACUUUCCAUUGAUCCCGCGACCCAGAAGAUCAAUCCGAUUCUACCUGGUCAUGUUAAUCAUACACAAACAACACUCCGGCAUAUUUUCACAACUUGUUUGGAUAUUCGAAGAGCGCCCGGAAGACCUUUGUUGAGAAUUUUGGCUGAAAAUACAGAGGAUUUGAGAGAGAAACGGAGACUUUUAGAGUUAUGUAGUGCUCAGGGAAUGACAGAUUUCACGAAUUUUGUGAGACAGGCGGGAUUGAGCUUGGCUGAUGUGCUCUUCGCAUUUCCCGGCGUCAAACCGCCAGUUGACAGGCUAAUUGGUCAGUUGAUAGGGAUUUUUUGGAGGGGGGUUUCAAAAUAAAAAAUUGUGAAUACGCAAUUUUUUACAGUGUGAAAACUGUGAUUUUUCAAUUUUUGACCUCUAAAAACUGAAAUCAAGGUUUUUUUCAAAAUUGACAUCGACUAAAUGACAUUUUCAUGUUUUUUUAGCAGCUGAGUUAAAAUAAUUGGAUUUUGAUCGUAUUUAUAGGAUAGGAAGCUCCAAGACAAAUCGAAUAAUAUACAUUUUUAUGACUUUGCGUUAUCCAUAAGUGAUUUAGCGACGUUUAGUCGCGAAUUGUGAAUUUCUACUUCAAAAAUCUGAUUUUCCAACCAAUUUUUGAAAUUUUCUUACCAGCAAAAAAUACGUUUCAAAAAUAUGAAAUUAUUAAUUUUCUGAAUUUUUAUAUCGAUUCUCCGAAUGCAUCAUUGAAACUCAAAAUUGACUGAAAAAUUUGAAGUUUUGGCUUCAAAAAUUAGGCUAAGUUUUAAUAUUUUUUACCAAAAAAAUUGUUGAAUUUUUUUUCUGAAAAAAAUACGUUUCAAAAAAUAUUUGAAUAAUAAUUUUCUGAAAUUUCAAAUCGAUUCAGCCAACAAUGCAUCAACCAAACUCAAAAUUGACUGAAAAUUUUGAAUUUUGGCUUCAAAAAUUAGAUUUUUACAUGGAAAAUUUUAUUUUCUACUUUAAAAAUCUGAUUUCCAACCUAUUUUUAAUGAAAAUGCCAUUUAGUUGAUGUCCAAGAGUACAAUUUUGAAAAAAAAAUCGUGAUUUCAGUUUUUAGAGGUUAAAAACUGAAAAAUUCACAGUUUUCAUAUUAUAAAAAGUUAGCGUAUUUACAAUUUGUAUUUUGAAAACCACGAUUUUGCCUUCCAGAACUUCUACCUCGUCUAAUUCCACGUCCCUACAGUAUGUCCUCCUAUAAUCAAAAACGUGUUCGAUUCGUUUACUCGGAAAUGCAGUUCACAGCUGAAGAAGGACGAAGAUAUGCGAGAAAAGGGCUGGCGACUGAUUAUUUGAAUAGUUUACGGAUUGGAGAUAUUGUGCAAGUUCUUGGAAAAGAGCCAGCCAGAUUCAGACUUCCACCAUUGGGCUCGAAUUUGUCGGCUGGCAAAUUGCCACUUUUGAUGAUUGGACCUGGAACCGGAGUGGCUGUGUUUUUGAGUUUUUGUCAUUUUUUGAGAAAAAUCAAAUUGGAGACCCCGGAGAAUUUCGAAAAUGUGUCGCGAAUUCUAUUUUUUGGGUGCCGGGAUAUCGAAAUUGAUGGGAUUUAUAUGUAAGAUAUUUCUCCCGCCCAAAAAAAAAUUCCAAAAAUUAAAAAUAUUUUUUUCAGUGAAGAAUUGGAGUCAUUUGUACGCGAUGGAAUCUUGAGUGAACUCUAUAUUUGCGAAUCGCAAAAAAAUUCGGAAAGAGUUCAGGAUGGCCUGAAGAAGGCGGAGAAUUUGCAGAAAGUUUUGGAGUUUUUAGAGGCGGGGAAGAAUCACAAGAUUUUUGUGUGUGGAGAUGCGAAAGGAAUGUCGAAAGAUGUUUGGCAAUGUUUUGCGGAUAUUUUGGCGGAAAAAGAUGGAAUUUCGGAUUUGGAAGCGAAAAAGAAAAUGAUGGAGCUCAAAAAAUCGGAUCAAUAUAUUGAAGAUGUUUGGGCUUAG
Caenorhabditis angaria is the source of this 4851-nucleotide messenger RNA. The record is from the annotation of a GenBank genome assembly. NCBI's taxonomy places the organism in Eukaryota, Metazoa, Nematoda, Chromadorea, Rhabditida, Rhabditidae.